This is a messenger RNA of Ctenocephalides felis (cat flea), 1275 nucleotides long. Its product is annotated as juvenile hormone esterase-like. Bases 1 to 1275 code for a protein of 424 amino acids. The transcript is spliced from 6 exons. NCBI's taxonomy places the organism in Eukaryota, Metazoa, Arthropoda, Insecta, Siphonaptera, Pulicidae. The record is from RefSeq and is a predicted model, not a curated record.
AUGCGGCAACAGCAAAAGGUGGCGCAGUUGGCGAAACAAGUUUUACGCUCGAAUCAGUUAGCUCCAUGGGAUUACUCGAGGGUUCGCAUUCGACAAGGAUUUGUAGUAGGGGCCACUUUGGACAGACCAACCACCAAGGGAAAAUUCUUCAGCUUUUUCGGAAUACCCUACACGGAAUCCCCAACCGGAUCGCUAAGGUUCAAACCAACUAGAAAUUUGCCAAAAUGGCGAAACGACCGCGACUGCUCCAAAUUCGCCUCCCACAACUUCUCAGGCGAAGAUUGCCUCACCCUGGACAUACAUUCGCCGAACACCAGGCCGAGACAUUUGCAACCAGUAGCCAUAUUCCUGCACGGAGGCGAUUACCUCAACGGCGAAGGGUUUGUGGCACCAGGAGGACCUGAUUAUUUGAUGGAAAAGGGCCUGGUUGUCGUGGAACCGCGUUGGCGACGUGGGGUUCUGGGAUACAUGUCGCUGGCUAAUACUGAUUAUUCAGGAAAUAUGGGUGCCAAAGAUUUGCUGAGUGUCCUGCAUUGGGUUCGUGAGAAUGCGGCAAGUUUUGGCGGUAAUCCUAAGUGUGUCACUAUUUUUGGGUGUGGAAGUGAAGGCGCUGCCCUUGCACAUGCUUUGGUUUUGGCGCCCUUGGCAAGAGGACUUGUGCACAGGGUUGCAUUGAUGGGUGGUUCUUUGGACAGCAGGCCGAUUAUGAAGGAUCCCCGAUCGAUGGCUAUACGUUUGGCACGAGCUUUAGGUUUGGAGUCAUCGGAUAUGAGAGACGUUGCCAGAAUUUUACGAAAUGCAACUUAUGAGAGCAUGCAAGGAGCAAUCGAAGCAAUAAGGGACAAAGACUUGAGAGAUACUAAUCCGCUACGCCCCGAACCACCAACACCAAACAACCCCAAACCCUUUACUUCUAAAAUACAAUCACCACCAACCACCAACCCCAACCCCAUUAUCAAUCGACCAAGACCAAUUUACCCCAUCGAUUAUACACCUCCGGCGAAUAAUUCGGAGCCGAUUUCAGAUUGGGCGAUAGGAAUAAUCAGCAUAAUUUUCCUGCUGAUUAUAAUGAGCCUGCUGGCGAUGUCUGUGACGAUGCCUAUUUCUAUCAACACUGUAAAUACCGGUCCUCAGGAAGUUCCAGCAAUAAUUGGAGGGAUUGGUGACACUUUUGCGAUAGAAGUCGAGGAUGAUGAGAAGAAGAUUUGUGGGAAGAGUUUGAAGGGAUCUGCUAUGUCUAUCGAGGCGCUUGUUACAGAUGUUAUAAGGGUUUGA